Anopheles stephensi (Asian malaria mosquito) is the source of this 1468-nucleotide messenger RNA. RefSeq names its product RNA-binding protein 7. The record is from RefSeq and is a predicted model, not a curated record. Gene Ontology annotation, cellular component: nucleus. Gene Ontology annotation, molecular function: single-stranded RNA binding. The transcript is spliced from 2 exons. Gene Ontology annotation, biological process: regulation of alternative mRNA splicing, via spliceosome. The coding region runs from base 265 to 1083 and encodes 272 amino acids. NCBI's taxonomy places the organism in Eukaryota, Metazoa, Arthropoda, Insecta, Diptera, Culicidae.
UGACUGACGAAUCGCUGCUCAUGUCAAAACAAUUCACAUUCGGAAUGGCGUUUGGAUUUUAAUCGUCCACAGCACACAAACAAACAAUUGUAAUUUCGGUUUUACCCAAUUCGACAUAAAUUUUAUUGUUUUCCUUUCGCAUCAGCAGCAGGAAGCUGCUGCUGCAUAAAUCGUGCAUUUGCUUUUGUUACUAAACACUACCCACAUUUUGUACCAAGUUGGCAGUGAUUUUGUGCCCAAACGAACGCCUGAAAGUGUCCCAACAUGAGCGAAGACGAGAGAACGCUUUGGUGUGGAAAUUUAAGCGAAAAUGUUACAGAAGAGCUGCUGUACGAACUGUUUCUUCAGGCCGGUCCGCUGGAAAACGUAAAAAUUCCCCGGGAUGGCAAUGGACGCCAGCGAAGUUAUGCCUUCAUAACGUACACCCAUGCCUGCAGUGUGGAGUACGCGAUCGGCAUAUUCCAGGGCACAUCGCUGCUACAACGCCAUUUAUCGCUGGACAGAAAAACGCGUAACGGGCCGACCGCUGUACCGACGCCGCAAAUCAAUUUCAACUAUCCUUCGGGCGCCGAUAGCAACAACAGCUCCGCCGCAGCCAACCCAUAUCCCGACGAUCCACCACCCCAUCCGGUUCAGCAGCAAAACACGAUGGAUGGUGGUGGCAAUGAUCUCCCAUCGCCGGAUAACAACCUGGCCAGCCUUUAUGCAACACAGAGUCAAAACGAGUUGCUGUCUGCGAUGACGAUGGCACUCGUGGGCGGCCAGUCGACCGUCGAGUUUACGCCGGAGCUGUUGGCACAGCUGGGCCAGCAAAUGCUUGGGGCCGACUUUCCCCCGUUUGACGAUGGCAACCAGCAGCAGCAGAGUUCGCUGCGCACGAAAAUGAAGCAAAACAAUCGAAGCAACAAAUAUCACGAACGUCAUCAUAAUAAACCGUACUCACGAAACGAUCGCUACGGCCAUAACCAUGAUCGCGGCGAUUCGCAUCAACAGAGCCGUCAAAGAUACGAUAGCAAUAGUAAGCGAAAGAGUGGCGAUCAUGAUCGGCACCACGAUCGAAGCGGAAGUCGAAGGCGAAGAUAGUGGUUGAGCCGGAAGGGGCGGUGAAAUAUGGUACAAAAAAUCGUCAUUUUUUCCAGUCAACCCCUUACGUCGAUACGGUGAAUCAAUUAUUGUGAGGACGAUCAUCCAUCGCCGAAAGUGGACACUGAGAUGGUGUUUACGGUUGUAAAUAAGUCGAAUGAUUGUUUACAAAAUUUAAAUUUAAUUUAAACUGUGCAUCUAAUAAACCCGAAUCCAUCUCUUAUCAAAUUGUAAGCACGUUUUUGUUGUGCGCGCGAAUGGUGGGUGUGUGUGAAAGUGUAACAUAAGCCCGCUCGAUCCAUGCUGCUGUAUGACACGGUUUAUAUUUCCUUUAUUCUUCCUCAAAUACCUAUUAAAUACAAUUCUAUUGAGCUUUACAAAUAUA